UCGAUCGUACGCUUCGUGCCAAAGGAAAGCGCGGUUUCCCGUAGCGUAGCGCCACCGCCUGCCGCGCCGCCGCGUGGCUGCCCGCGUCCCCCCGCCGCCGCUCUCCAUUAAGACCCGGAUCAGCUGCUCCCCGCGCCGCGCGGCCGGCCAGCAGUUCGUUGCACUUGUACGUCCCUGCUCGAUCCAUCCCCGGCCGUCUGCCUGGCCUGUCUGCGCCGGCCGCGCGUCGCCCCCACGCGGUCGACUACUCCAACCCCGCUCGCCGCACCGGCCCUGCGCACCGCGCCGCCGCCGCAGCAGCAGCAGCAGACGCAUGCAGCUUUUUCUGUAGGCAAGAUGAAGUUUGGUACAAUAUAUGAAGAGUACCUUCGGGAAGAGCAAAACAAAUACCUAGCAAAGUGCUCACAUGUGGAGUACAAACGUCUCAAAAAGGUACUGAAGCGAUGCCGAGUUGAUCGCGCAUUGCAAGAACAUUGCACCAAUGUUGACCAGCAGGAGGAGGGGGGCAAUGAAUCUCCAGAUAUUUGCAAAUGCAAUUCGUGCACAUCGUGUGAUCAAAUGUUCUUUACAGAACUUACCAAGGAGGCUUCAGAAAUAGCUGGAUGUUUCAGCUCUAGAGUACAACGUCUCCUAAAUCUUCAUGUUCCUUCAGGAUUUCUCCGCUAUAUUUGGCGUGUAAGGCAAUGUUUUAUAGAUGAUCAACAAAUCAUGCUUCAAGAAGGCAGGGUGCUACUUAAUUAUGUAACCAUGAAUGCUAUUGCUAUCCGCAAAAUUCUGAAGAAGUAUGACAAAAUACAUGGUUCUGUGAGUGGUAGAGAUUUCAAGAGCAAGAUGCAAACUGAUCAUAUUGAAUUGCUGCAGUCCCCUUGGCUGAUAGAGCUGGGUGCUUUCCAUCUAAACUGCAAUAGUUCAGAUAUAGAUGAAACUGUAGGGUUCCUUAAGAAUGAGUUCAAGAAUUUUUCCUGUGAUUUGACUGAAGCACGGCCACUAAUGACUAUGGCUAUUUCUGAAACUAUGAAGUACGAGUACAACCUAACUUGUCCAAUUUGCUUGGAUACUUUGUUCAACCCAUAUGCACUUAGCUGUGGCCAUCUCUUUUGCAAAGGGUGUGCUUGUGGAGCUGCUUCUGUGUACAUCUUUCAAGGUGUUAAGUCUGCACCUCCUGAGGCAAAAUGUCCUGUAUGUCGAGCGGUUGGUGUCUUUGCUCAUGCGGUACACAUGACUGAACUUGACUUGCUUAUCAAAACAAGGAGCAAAGAUUACUGGAGACAGAGACUACGAGAGGAGCGCAAUGAGAUGGUGAAACAAUCCAAAGAAUACUGGGACUCUCAGGCUAUGCUGUCAAUGGGAAUCUGACUGAAUUGUGUUGCUCGCAUUGGUGUCAACCAAAAAGAUUCAGGUCCAACUAAUCUCAAACGCGGAGAUCAUCCAAUAUGAUUUAACUUAUUAUUAAUUGCCACUCUGCUAGAAGUUCCAAUCAACGAGAAGUACCUUGGGAUAGCACAGGCUAACACAGCUGAGGUUACUUCAGUUUAGCCCUUGAAGUUGAAGCAGCAGCAGCUCCAUUCCAUUAUUUUUUGUCCUGAUAUUGUCACAUGAUUCAGUCUAGUUUGGAAACCAGCCAGGCUUAACUAAUUUCUUUGAUCCUUCAAAUGUAGUUGGGAACGAUUUGCACGCAAUUUAUGUUCUCUUCUUUUGUAAAAAUAAGGGGAGUGUAAACGAAAAUGUGUGUUUUCAAUAUCGCUCCUGGUAUCCACAUGCCGUUUCUGAAUGUGCUGUGACUUGUGAGCCAUCACCUCAGCCAAAGGGCAUGCCGGUUCGGAAUUUAAAAUGU
Molecule: messenger RNA, 1834 nt
Organism: Oryza brachyantha (malo sina)
Lineage: Eukaryota; Viridiplantae; Streptophyta; Magnoliopsida; Poales; Poaceae
Product: probable E3 ubiquitin-protein ligase BAH1-like 1
Exons: 7
Coding region: 337-1356 (339 amino acids)
Source: RefSeq, a predicted model, not a curated record